Messenger RNA from Owenia fusiformis, 1239 nucleotides. The record is from the annotation of a GenBank genome assembly. Lineage: Eukaryota; Metazoa; Annelida; Polychaeta; Sabellida; Oweniidae.
GUUCAAAUGUGACUACUUAAUAUAAAUAGGAUGAUUACCAUCCAUUUCUGUGAGUGAAAGCAGCAGGCUUUAGUUGAGAAGCAAGGGGUACAUUCAAGAUGGAACAUUUAUUUAAAGUGAUCUUUGUAACAAUUUUCACUACCAUAUAUACAGAUGGCCUGUUAUGUCCAGUUGAAUAUAACCUUGUGAGGGACACUCUGGUUGUAGACUCUGAGAACCUGACAUGGUCUCAGGCUGCUAUGGAGUGUACCAGGAGGAAUGGACGAAUCCUCACUGUGACGGACACUCAAUCUGAACAGAAUGUUAGUCUAUUUGAGGAAUAUUUAUAUGGCAAGGCCUGGGUAGGAUACACUGGUUAUACUCAAGACAAAUUAGAUGAUUCAGAUUCAAAAACACCAUUCUACAUAAUUAGGCAUAUCUCAGAUAAACAGUUUGAUGCAUCUUCACAUAGAGGGAGUGCAAAAUAUUCUAAAAUUGACAGUUCAUCCGCAUGGUGGCCAGCUUCUUCAGAUCAAGGUAAAUGGAUCCAGGUUGAUCUAAGGAAAACAAUGUGCGUAUAUGGUAUUGCUACAAAGGGACAAAAGAGCACAAAUGAUUGGACAAUAGUUUAUAAACUGCAUUACAAAACUGAUUUUGACAAUUACUUUCUCACACUUCAAGAGGAUGGGAAAGAGGAACUGACUGCUAAUGAGGAUGAUGAUACAGCAGUCUAUUGGAACUUUACAAAACCAUUCAAUGCAAGAUUUAUACGUCUGUACCUACAGCAGUGGAAUGGCUAUCCAGUAAUAAGAUUUGACCUGCUGGUAUCAAAUAAUAGUUGCCCAAUUGACUUCUCAUGUGGUAAAUGUUCUGCUAUUGUGAACACACCAGGGGGCAAUAUGACAAUCAAGCAUGAGUCAUGUUGCUCUAAAUUGCCCUAUAUAUGUGAGACUGAGACAUGUGAACAAGACCAGAAAGACUCUUCCCCCCUUGCAACUGUUACAUAUUCAGCUAUGGACAAUGGCACUACAAAUCCUGAAAUACAGAAAGUUUCUUCAACUCUUCCAUCUAAUACAGACCCAACAAUUGACAACAGCACAGACAUUCCUGGUGCAAAUAAUAGAAACCUGCCUUGUGCUUGGUGCUCUACUUCACUUACUAUUGGACUCAUAAUUGGAAUGGUUCUGCUCAUGAUUCUCUCAAUUAUCUUUCUUAUUUUGCUGAUUGUUUCACAGCAUUAUAAAAACAGCUGUAUAUGUG